This is a messenger RNA of Striga asiatica, 3177 nucleotides long. The record is from the annotation of a GenBank genome assembly. Lineage: Eukaryota; Viridiplantae; Streptophyta; Magnoliopsida; Lamiales; Orobanchaceae.
CGAGGGAUGAAAUUACUCUCGAUUAAAUGAAAACCUGAACACGAAGGAGGAAGCCAUUAAAAUUUCUCAGUGCUGAUGUCACUAGACGCUUUCAAAGAGGCACUCAAGCCCUGCAAAACAAGGUUAUCGUCCUCCGUUUCACAUUCUUCUGCACAGCAAUUCGAUACCUCAACUACAACAAGAAAGCCUCCUAAAUCCUCCAUCUCUCGGCAGAUUUUGGGCCUUGAGGAUGAAAAUUUUGUCGACCACCUAAUAAGCUCAAAAGAAGGGAUCAAUUCCAAUCGUGGAAGUGAACAAGAAGGUGACAAUAAUGAUGGGAAGGAGGAUAAAAAGGAGAAAAAUAGAGUAAGGGAGAUCAGGUUAGAGCCUUUUGAUCACACCGGACCAUAUGAGCCUCUUCUUCUGUCUUUGCCAGGCGAACUUCCUGCCGUGCAGGUUCCUGCUUCUAUAAAUAGUAGACUUUUGGAACAUCAACGUGACGGGGUAAAGUUCUUGUAUAAAUUGUAUAGGAACAACCACGGAGGAGUUCUAGGUGAUGACAUGGGGUUGGGUAAGACCAUUCAGGCAAUUGCUUUCUUGGCCGCUGUGUAUUCAAAGGAUUCUGAGAAGCACAUAAAUCCUCACAGGGGAGAGCAAGUAAACAAGAAGGGGCCUGUACUAAUCAUUUGUCCAAGCUCUGUCAUUCUUAACUGGGAAAGUGAAUUUUCCAAAUGGUCCACGUUUAGCGUUUCUGUUUACCAUGGCGCGAAUCGCGAUUUAAUACUUGACAAACUAACAGCAGAUGGUGUUGAGAUUCUUAUAACUAGCUUUGACACAUAUAGAUUACAAGGUAGCACUUUGUCAGACAUUCGGUGGGAAAUUGUGAUUGUUGAUGAGGCACAUAGACUUAAGAAUGAGAAAUCAAAACUUUAUACGGAAUGUUUGAAGAUCAGAACCCUUAAGCGGUAUGGUCUAACAGGGACAGUAAUGCAGAACAAGAUAAUGGAGUUAUUUAAUCUAUUUGACUGGGUGGUACCUGGUGGACUUGGAACCAGAGAACAUUUUCGUGAAUUUUAUGACGAACCUCUGAAGCAUGGUCAGAGAUCAAGUGCCCCACAACGAUUUGUUAAAAUUGCUGAAGAACGAAAACAGCAUUUAGUGUCAGUUUUACAGAGCUAUAUGCUUAGAAGAACAAAAGAGGAAACAAUAGGUCAUCUUUUGUUGGGAAAGGAAGAUAAUGUUGUAUUUUGUGCCAUGAGUGAGUUACAAAAGCGAGUUUAUCAGAGGACGCUGCAGCUGCCCGACAUCCAAUGCCUUGUCAACAAGGACUGUUCGUGUACUUGUGGAAGCCCUCUCAAACAAGUUGAAUGUUGCAAAAGAACUGUUCCAAAUGGUAUCAUCUGGCCUUAUCUACACAGGGACCAGCCAGAAGGGUGUGACUCUUGCCCUUUCUGCCUUGUUCUCCCUUGUUUAGUCAAGCUCCAGCAGGUAAGUAACCAUCUGGAGCUUAUCAAGCCUAACCCGAAGGAUGAUCCUGAGAAGCAAAGAAAGGAUGCUGAAUUUGCUUCUGCUGUAUUUGGUACCGAUAUUGAUCUAGUUGGUGGUACUGCCCAGAAUGACAGUUUCAUGGGUGUUAGUGAUGUUAGACAUUGUGGAAAAAUGAGAGCUUUGGAGAAGUUGAUGUGUUCUUGGAUUUCUGUGGGCGACAAGAUACUUCUGUUCAGUUAUUCAGUGAGGAUGCUGGAUAUACUCGAGAAGUUUAUUAUACGUAAAGGCUAUAGCUUCUCGAGGCUUGAUGGUUCGACUCCGACUAGUGUGCGUCAGUCACUCGUGGAUGACUUUAACUCAAGUCCAAGUAAACAGGUUUUCCUCAUUUCUACUCGAGCUGGUGGGCUUGGGCUAAAUCUCGUGAGUGCAAACCGGGUAGUAAUAUUCGACCCAAACUGGAAUCCUGCUCAAGAUUUGCAGGCUCAAGAUCGGUCUUUUCGUUAUGGUCAGAAGCGGCACGUAACUGUUUUUCGUCUUCUUGCAGCAGGUUCUCUCGAGGAACUUGUUUACUCUAGGCAGGUAUACAAGCAACAGCUGUCAAAUAUUGCUGUUGCUGGCAAAAUGGAAAAGCGAUAUUUUGAAGGUGUACAGGAUUGCAAGGAGUUCCAAGGCGAGUUGUUUGGUAUCUGCAAUUUGUUCCGUGAUCUUUCCAAUGAGCUCUUCACUAGUGAGAUUGUAGAAUUUCAUGAAAAGAUACAAGGGGAAGAACCCACUAUCAACAAUAGUACAAGCAUCAACUCCACUGAAGUAGGAGUUGAUUUUGAUCUUGGUACAAAGAGUUCAGUAGGUUCUGAAACUAACGAGCCUACUAAAGAUAAGCGAAAGACAAGAACAAACACAACUCUGGAAGAUCUUGGUGCUGUAUACGCACACCGAAAUGAAGAUAUUGUUAAUGCUGGAAGUGGGGCCGUGGUUCAGGGGAAAGCGAGAGCAGUUUUGAAAGAAGAUGUGAAUUUGACGCAAAAGAUUCAAAUAGAUCUUGUUCCAGAGGAAACAAAAGAUUCCCAUUCAUCUCAAAUUUGCAAGAGAAGGAAAAGUGAGGACUGUAGCUUUCUUGCUAUGUUAAUGGAUCUUGUCUGCUUUCAUAGUUCUGGUUUUGUAGUAGAAAGUAGCAAGAUGCAGAGAAGCACAGGGCAGGCGGCAUGCGCAUCGUGCAAGCACCAACGCAAGAAGUGCACGAGAAAGUGCAUGCUGGCGCCCUUUUUCCCAGCAGAGAAGGUGCGCGAGUUCGAGGCAGUGCAGAAGGUGUUUGGCGUCAGCAACGUGAGCAAGAUGAUAAGGAGGGUGAAAGAGGAGGAGAGGAAGGUGGCCGUGGAGUCGCUUGUGUGGGAGGCUUUGUGCCGCCACAAAGAUCCGGUGUUGGGGCCUUAUGGAGACUACCGACGUGUGUGUGAGGAGCUCAGGCUGUACAAGGCCCUCUGUGUGUGCGUGUGUCCGCCAUCACAACCUCUAUAUAGUCAUAAUAAUAAUUUUAUUGUCAACACUGGCGAUGUGGAUGCCAAUAGGUUUCAUGGACGUGAUGACACAGUUAACAAUAAUAGUGUUGUGGUGGAUUAUUACUCGUAUCGGUAUUCUGAUGGAGAGAAUGCUUCUGCUCUAAUUCCGCCUUCUCACCAUUUAGGGAAUGGUUACAUUCUCACAGGUACCUAA